Messenger RNA from Didymosphaeria variabile, 1701 nucleotides. RefSeq lists its product as uncharacterized. The coding region runs from base 1 to 1701 and encodes 566 amino acids. The transcript has a single exon. The record is from RefSeq and is a predicted model, not a curated record. Lineage: Eukaryota; Fungi; Ascomycota; Dothideomycetes; Pleosporales; Didymosphaeriaceae.
AUGACAAAACGGCAAGCUUCGCCACUGUCUACAGAGGCAUGUAAGCGACGACCCGCGACAAGCGUGUCAAAAGCCUCCACUACAUCUUCAAGUUCCCCCUCCCUCAAAGAAAGCGAGCGGUCGGCUAGCUCAACGUCUAAGCCAGCGGCUUCAUCACAUUCCGGACCGUCGAGCUCGUCCAGUGAGCUCUCCACACCGUCAACAACGCAAGAAAGUGUUUCUCCGAAAACUAUCUCAAAGCCACCAACUCCAAAGACAGCGUUACCGGGACUCACUCACUUGAACGUCUACAAGCAGUCAAGGGUUACUUCAGAUCGUUCACACUCAGCAGUCGCCACGGACAUUGGACUCCCAAGUUCCCAGACAUGUACACCAUCACAUGAUGGCACUGUGGUAGGUGCAAUGCCAAUAAGCUGUCGGCACCGACUGACAGAACAGAUCUUACCGUCACCACUAAGUACAGGCACCCUCGUCCGAUACCAACCACCGGACAAUUUCCCCGUCUUCAAGAGUGGAGACGUCAUCAUCACCUACGACCUAGGUGCUUCGUCCCGGGAGUUUCAGCUACACAGCUCCGUGCUCUGUCGACACUCUCCGUUUUUCGCCAACGCACUGCAGGAUGCUUCACCCGACGAUACCAAAGCUUCUUGGUACUCCUUUGCCAUUGAAGUAAUCAACGGUAAAGGCAGAUUAAUCCGCCAACAGUCUAACGGUGACCGCCCCAAUGUUCCGCAGCCCAGUCCCCAGAUCAUCGAUGGUGUCGAGAUCAAAUCCGAAGACCUGUCCGAUGAUGGAAACUCACCCGGUCCUAAGCCCUCCUACACCAACGUAGUGGCGAUCACUCAUAACCCUCGCCAUUUGGCUGCAAUUGCAUGCUACACCCAAAUACUCGGCUCAUUCUAUAAUAUCCCACCUAAAAUAUCCACUAUCGACAUCAGCAUCGCUCUGGCCCAGUCAGAAGGGCUCAUCAAGGUAGCCACCGAGCUGGGCUGCGUCCACGUCUUACGAGCGCACUUGAGUAGCAUGUAUGCAAGCUAUCGUCAGAAGGUAUAUCUCGCCGUCAAGUCCGACCCCCCUCGCUGGAUCCAGCUCGCCAUAGCCCUCGAAAACCGAGCCAUCUACGACGAAUGCUUAAUCCAUAUGGUCGGCGCACAUCCCAAAUGGCCCUGGCCCACUUCCCGCAAGUUUGUUGCAGAGCCCGUCCAACACCUCGUGAAGCAGAAGGCACUAGAGCUCGAUAGACUGCGUCUUGAAGUCGAGCAUGAAUUGCUACUCAUCACCAUCCACAUUGGCGACCCCCUCCGCCGCCAUAUUCGCGCGCCGAACCCAGCGGAGACGGCCGAAGUCGAAACCUGGCUCACCGUGCAAGUCUUCCGCGACGAGCUCGCCCAGCACAUUUCGAACGUGACGGAGCACCCUGAGCGGACGCUGCAUCUAGGGAGGCUAUAUCGCGGAAUACACAAGGGAAACUUGAAGUGGCUGAGCACGGAGUAUGCAAGGGAGCUGAUCGAGGGAAUGAUGACGAUGGGGUGGAAGGAUUUGGGUGAGGACAUGGGCAAGUUGAAGGAGUACGCGGCGAGGGUUGUGGAGAAGUUGGCGGACAACCAAUUGAUGAUCGAUCCAGACGCACACAGUGUUGGCUACUUGACUUGCGUGAAAGUCAGAGACGACGAUGUUCUGUGGGAGGCGGGCGAUGUAUAG